Molecule: messenger RNA, 881 nt
Organism: Oryza brachyantha (malo sina)
Lineage: Eukaryota; Viridiplantae; Streptophyta; Magnoliopsida; Poales; Poaceae
Product: late histone H2B.L4-like
Exons: 1
Coding region: 166-702 (178 amino acids)
Biological process (GO): nucleosome assembly
Cellular component (GO): nucleosome
Molecular function (GO): structural constituent of chromatin; DNA binding; protein heterodimerization activity
Source: RefSeq, a predicted model, not a curated record
CUCCAAGGUAAAUAGGAGUGUGCAGAAGUUACCACGUCGUCGCUGUUGGGUCGCCACGUGUUAGUGACGUGCCGCGGCCUCGCGUCGCCCUGCUGCCUGCCUGCAUCCAUAAAAAGGUCGCCAUGGACCAACACCCAACCCAAGUCAGGGAAGAGCAAGACCAAAAUGGCUCCGAAGCAGAGGAAGAAGGUGCAGGUGGUUGCUUCCGUGGUGAAGACGAAGACCAAGGUCGUAGAGGAGACCGUGCAGGUCACCACCGCCGAGCCGGUGUCCGGGUCCACUGUACAGGUGGAGGUGGAGACGGACGCCAAGAAGACGACGGCGGUGCAGAGCCAAGAGCGAGAGGAGCCCAAUGCACAAGGGCGCCGUAAAGGAGGGGGAGGAGGAGGAGGAAGGAGACGGAGGAGCAGGAGAGGAGGAGCAGGAGCAGGAGGAGGGUACAAGCGGUACGUGUGGCGCGUGCUGAAGCAGGUGCACCCUGACAUGGGCGCCUCCGGGCGCACCAUGGAUGUGCUGGACACCAUGAUGAGCGACAUGUUCGAGCGCCUGGCGGAGGAGGCCUCCCGCCUCUCCAAGGUGUCGGGCCGCGCCACCCUCACGUCCCGCGAGGUGCAGUCCGCCGUCCGCCUCGUCCUCCCCGGCGACCUCGCCAACCACGCCAUCUCCGAGGGCACCAAGGCCGUCUCCAACUACCUUUCCUAGCCUAGCCAACUAGCUACGUCUAUAUUUGCAUAUCUCACAUCCAUCGAUGGAGGACUAUAUAUGUUGUGCAUGUGUUGUACACUGCCCCUGCUGCUGCUGCUGCUCUCUCUCUCUCUCGGUUCCUUCAUCAGUCUGUCUUUAGUUUAAUUAGUCUGUAUUAGCAUCGUAGCUUAGUUUGC